Trifolium pratense (red clover) is the source of this 1746-nucleotide messenger RNA. RefSeq names its product UPF0481 protein At3g47200-like. The record is from RefSeq and is a predicted model, not a curated record. The coding region runs from base 274 to 1608 and encodes 444 amino acids. Lineage: Eukaryota; Viridiplantae; Streptophyta; Magnoliopsida; Fabales; Fabaceae. The transcript has 2 exons.
UAUGUUGUGUCUUAUCAUUUAGUUUCUUUGACUUUUCUAUGUUUCAUUUCACUUACUAUCUACGACUACUUCUAUAAAGCAUAGCCAUAAAGUUUAAGGACUAACUAAGGGAGAGAGUUUUGAACUUUGAGAGCCAGAAGCUUGGAACUCAGAAGUUUGUUGGAGGAGCAUAUAUUUUCAGAAAUAGCUAAUACAAAGGCUUUUAUAUGAUAGUUAACGUUUAUGCUAUAAGUGCUUAAUUAAGCUAUUUAUCCACACAGAAAAGGUGAUAUCAUGGGAUCAUCUGCUGAAUAUCAUAUGCAACAAAUAAUUAACAUUCCAGAAAAGAUUGAACCUUCCCUUUGGCCUCAAUGUUGUAUCUACAAUGUUCCUACUAUUCUUUCGAAGGUGAAAGAAGAAUCCUUUACACCUCUACUGAUAUCAAUUGGUCCUAUACACCGUAACAACGAAAAACUUAAGGGAAUGCAAGAACAAAAGGAAAGGUAUUUUCAUUUCUUUUGGAAUCGCGUAGAACAAAAAAACGAUUUAAUGGACUACAAAGCCUUUCUUGAAAAAGAAGAACAAAAUAUACGCUGCCAUUACCAAAAGAAAUUCACUGAUAUCAGUAAUGAACAAUUUGUUGAGAUGAUACUGUUGGAUGCUGUGUUCAUCCUGGAGUUGUUUCUAAGAGAGACUAAAAAAUGGGAACACAAAGAUGAUUAUAUAGUGACUCAACUUUGUUUAAGCAAAAGUAUUCAACGCGACUUAUUGCUUCUCGAGAAUCAGCUUCCAAUCUAUGUCUUGGAAAAACUAUAUGACAAAGUUGUUCCAAGCAGUGUCAAAAAGCAUAACUGGUUUCUCAUGCUUGCUCAUGAGUAUUUUGCAUGUUUUUACCCCUAUCGCAAGGAAUCAUCAGAAAAAAUGUUUGAGGCGAAGAAGUGGGAGAAAUCACUUCAUUUCACUGAUUUGAUUCGAUGUUCUUAUCUUCCUAAGAAGCUAAGCAAUCAGUAUAAUGAUACUCACAAAGAGUGUUUGAUGUUAAGGACUGCAACAAAGUUGAAUGAAGCUGGUAUAAGCUUUGAGAAGGUUCAUAAUAGAUGCUUACUUGACAUAAAGUUUGAGAAAAAACCCUAUCUGAGUUGGUUUCUUUGCUUAGGUUGCUUGCCAUGUUUCAAGUGUUUCAAAGCUAGAUUUCUAUUUCCACAGUUAAAAGUAGACCACAAGACCGAAUGUGUUCUUAGGAACCUAAUUGCUUUCGAGCAGUGUCACUAUCCCGAUGAGCCUUACAUUUGCAAUUAUGUUUCUCUGGUUGAUUCUCUUAUUCACACCAAAGAUGAUGCGGAGUUGCUGGUUGAGAAAGAAGCCAUUGUGCAUGAGCUGGGAAGCAACGAGGAAUUAACGAGUCUUGUUAACAGUCUAUGCAAACAUGUUGUGACGAAUUCGUCAUGUUAUUACCAACUUAUGGAAGAUCUUAAUGAUCACUACAACAGCGAGUGGAAAAGAGCUAUGGGAACAUUAAGGUGGGUUUACUUCCGCGACCCUUGGAGAAGCAGUUCGACCAUAGUUGGGAUAUUUGUUCUAUUAUUCACAAUCUUCAACUUUCGCCGUGUUGUUGAUCUAAUGUUUUAGUUAUUUGAGAAUUAUAUGUAUUGAAUCACUUUUCUACAUUAGUCAUUUACCUGUACUAGAAUUAUUGUUGCAUAUGUUUGAUGAUUCUACAUCAUGAACUCUUGCAAGUAUGUUAUAAUAAAUGAUAAGCUUUCUAAA